Rosa chinensis is the source of this 879-nucleotide messenger RNA. RefSeq names its product pre-mRNA-processing factor 39. The transcript is spliced from 7 exons. The record is from RefSeq and is a predicted model, not a curated record. Lineage: Eukaryota; Viridiplantae; Streptophyta; Magnoliopsida; Rosales; Rosaceae. Gene Ontology annotation, cellular component: U2-type prespliceosome; commitment complex; U1 snRNP. Gene Ontology annotation, biological process: RNA processing; mRNA 5'-splice site recognition. The coding region runs from base 1 to 879 and encodes 292 amino acids. Gene Ontology annotation, molecular function: protein binding.
AUGGACUCGAAGACGGAAAAAGUUUUGGAGAUGGAGUCAUGCCUGGGUCUUCAACUAGGAGGAAACUCUCAAUAUUUGAAGCUUGAAAUUUGCCAUAUUGCUUCUCUUUGUGAGAAAUUGGGUAAAGACCCUUUCCUUGCGUUCGUUUCUGGCUGUAUAAAUCAGAAGAAUUUGAAGAAGGAUGAUCACCCAGAUGGUUCUGCUAUGUCUGCCAAAGAAGAUAGACUAUGGAACAUUGUGAGGGCUAAUUCUUUAGAUUUUAAUGCCUGGACUGCUUUAAUUGAAGAGACAGAGAAGGUGGCAGAGGAUAACAUCUUAAAAAUUCGAAAAGUUUAUGAUGCUUUUCUAGCAGAGUUUCCUUUGUGUUAUGGGUAUUGGAAAAAGUAUGCAGAUCAUGAGGCACGUUUUGGUGUUAUUGAUAAAGUUGUGGAGGUUUAUGAACGAGCAGUUCAAGCUGUUACCUAUUCAGUUGACAUUUGGUUGCAUUACUGCACAUUUGCCACAACUACUUUUGGAGAUCCAGACACUAUCAGAAGGCUUUUUGAGCAAGGAUUGGCGUAUGUUGGAACAGAUUACUUGUCCUUUCCUCUUUGGGACAUGUACAUUGAUUAUGAAUUUAUGCAGCAAGCAUGGGGCCAGCUUGUUGUGAUCUACUCACGAAUAUUAGAGAAUCCGUACCAACAACUGGAUCGAUAUUUAAACAGUUUUAAGGAGUUAGCUGGAAGUCAGCCUCUCUCAGAAUUGAGAACUGCUGAAGAAGCUGCUGCUGCUGCAGCAGCAGAAAGUGCCACUUCAGAGGAUGGUGUACAAGCAAACGGGAGGAGUAAACGGCCUUUCAUGGGUGCAGAGUGUUGGAUAUGGUUGGACUUGAUCUACUAA